Hirsutella rhossiliensis is the source of this 468-nucleotide messenger RNA. RefSeq lists its product as uncharacterized. Lineage: Eukaryota; Fungi; Ascomycota; Sordariomycetes; Hypocreales; Ophiocordycipitaceae. The record is from RefSeq and is a predicted model, not a curated record. The transcript is spliced from 2 exons. Bases 1 to 468 code for a protein of 155 amino acids.
AUGGCCGACAACAAGAUUGGCGUACAGCCGCCGAAGAGGACGCAGGCUGGGACUUAUCUGUAUCCGCCAGUCAUCGCCAAGCAGUCGGCACGACAGGCCGAUCCCAACGUCGACUACUUUGCCACGGUCACCGUCCUGGACCGACGAGGGUCCGUCCUCGACGGAUAUCUGCAGGGCACAAAGGCCGUCAGCAGAUUCCAAGUCGCCAGUUCCAAGACGGGCAGGGAGUCGUUUGUGUUUCCCUUUACAGACCUGUCGAUAUCGUAUCCAGGGACGUACGUCAUCCGUGUCGACAUCUACGAGUUCUUGCCCGGGGAUUACGCGGGUGCGGCCCUGGUCGAGCAGCUCGACACGAGAGCCGUUUCCGUAUCCAACUCCCAAGUCUCUCCCGAGAGUCCAUCCUCAGACGAGCGUUCUCUGAUGCGCAAGGCCCGAGAUGCAGGCAUCUCGAUGCCGCGAGCGCCAUGA